Messenger RNA from Ylistrum balloti, 2348 nucleotides. Its product is annotated as leucine-rich repeat and WD repeat-containing protein 1-like. NCBI's taxonomy places the organism in Eukaryota, Metazoa, Mollusca, Bivalvia, Pectinida, Pectinidae. The transcript has 15 exons. Bases 1 to 2331 code for a protein of 776 amino acids. Gene Ontology annotation, biological process: chromatin organization; establishment of protein localization to chromatin. Gene Ontology annotation, molecular function: protein binding; chromatin binding. Gene Ontology annotation, cellular component: nuclear origin of replication recognition complex. The record is from RefSeq and is a predicted model, not a curated record.
AUGGCAAAUGUGACGGUGUCUGAGGCUAUGAUACGGAAGGCUGGAAAUGGACUAGCAUUGUCAAAAAUCAAAAGUCUUAAUCUCUCCGACAAGGACCUCACCCAUUUGGAUCCUACAGUCAUGAACAAGCUGGUGACCUUGACAACUCUUGACCUGUCCAACAACAACAUCUGCAGUAUCCCCGACAACCUUCUACUUCCUUCACUAACAACACUGGACAUCUCUGACAAUGAAUUGAGUUCUGUAUCAUUUGGAAAGAACUUUCCACAGCUAACGUCACUUUACAUUGCUGGCAAUCAUGAUCUAGGGAAAUCUGACCGCCUGGUUGCCAUGGUAGAGAACUCCAAUCUGACCCAUAUAGAUGACCAGAGGUCAAGUUCACUUUCACAGGUCGUUAGACAGAUACGCAGUAAAUUUGAGAUACAGGUCAAGGCCAAAUGGGAGGUGCUAUUUGCUGAACCAUAUGCCACUGGUAUCCCUGAAGAGGAAGUGGACAAGGUGACUGAAGAAUUCAUUGUUACCUUGAGAGGAGAUGGUCUACUCAAAAAUGCAGAUUCCAAGUUUGAAAAGUAUAUGCUGGAGAAGCUAGCCAAGGAAAUGGUGGAGUCUGCCAAGAAUAUGUCAAUUUACAAGUCUACCCAUUCCUUACCAGGGACGCCACGCAGCGCUCGUCUGAAUGACCUCCAUUCACCUGAGACUACACCUGUACGUCAAAGCUCUCGCACCCCUGUGCCUAACAGACGACUCAUGGACACACCACCAUUAAAACCACCUACACCUAGAAGUGGGGUACCCAAUGCUGACUGCUCUAAAACUCCAGACAAGACACCAAAGGCGGAAGGGAAGGGUAAGAAGCGUCGUAGGGAUUCCAGUCCAGGAUCAGUAUCCAAACCGAGAGCAAAGUCUUUCAGAACAGAGACUGGACAAUUGUCAUCACCUAAGUUCAGUCCAAAGUCGCCGGCAUCCAACAAAAAAACUCAGGACAGAGGAAGGAAACGCAGACGCUCAUUGACCCCAGAGUCAGAAUGUAAACAUAAGACCAAGUCUUACAAAACCCAGACUGGUCACUUGUCAUCUCCUAAAUAUACCUCCCUCAAGGAAUUACACAUAGAUCAACUGCCACCUGUUCCUGACUAUGAUCCAACCUAUUUCGUACGAUGCCACUCUGAUGAAGAUGGUCCUUCAGAUGAUAACACCAAGGUGUGGCGAUGUGCUUUUGAACCAAAACCUAACUGUCCUGGUGAGCACACCAAUUUGGUGGCUACAGUUGGUGGGAAGAUUGUCUGCCUGGUCGACUGUCAAACAGGCAAGGUCAUGAGACGGUUCAAGGACACAGACAAAAAAGAGUCAUUCUACACCUUGGCAUGGACCACAAUUUCUGUCGACAAGGACAACUCUUCAGAGACCACUAACAUCCUGGCUGUAGCAGGGGAUGCUUGUGAUGUUAAACUAAUUCAUCCCUCCCAACUUGUGAUGUAUGCCACACUUGAGGGUCACCGUCGCUACAUCAGCUGUCUUGUGUUCCAUCCUACCUACUCCACAAUUCUCUUCAGUGGUGGGAAGGACAACAGAAUCAUCAUGUGGGACAUCGGGAUACCAAACCUCUCAGACUACUCCACUAACUUCAGAAAGCUGAAGUGCCUAGUUACUCCAGGAACAGACCCACUGAAUCUUGCCCUCAGUAUGAGUACUAACAGUUUGCUAGCAGGGUGUGAGAGUACCUGCUACUUAUGGAAACUCCAAGACAUGCAAAAAGUCAGCAAGGAGCCUGAUCUGGAGCUAUGUCUGCCAAUAACAGAUGAUAACAGUGAUACUUCCAGUGAUGACAGUAAGACGGGAGAUAUUGUAGAUGGUCUUGUGCUUCUAUCGGACAACUUUGUUGUGACUAAAUGUGUUGGUAAUAGCUGUUUGACCGUGUUUGACCUCAAGUCGUGUAUUCCAAUGAAAAAGCCAAGCAGACAGACGCGCAGCAUUAAAGUCACACCGACAGCUCUGCUGAAUUACACACGUACCACAGUAGACUAUAUUUACCUGGCUGCUUCUCAAGGUCUGGUUGCUGCUGGUGAUGAUAAAGGGUCCAUUCAUCUGUACAACCUGAAUCAAUUUUUAGGAGAAAAACCAAUAUCAUGUGACACUACCCUUCAGCAGUCAAAGGUGUUGGAUUGGCCAGAAGUAACACUUGGCAGACAUACAGACAGUAUGAAGGAUUUGCUAACAGAGCAGGCGGUUGUGAUAAACUCGAUAGCCAUGAACCACAGCAAGGACUACAUGGUUUGUGGUACUGACAACAACCUGGUGUGUAUCUGGAAACGUAGCACUGUUAAAACAUGACCUGGUGUGUAUCUGGA